Messenger RNA from Penicillium hordei, 828 nucleotides. RefSeq lists its product as uncharacterized. The record is from RefSeq and is a predicted model, not a curated record. Gene Ontology annotation, molecular function: oxidoreductase activity. Bases 1 to 828 code for a protein of 275 amino acids. Lineage: Eukaryota; Fungi; Ascomycota; Eurotiomycetes; Eurotiales; Aspergillaceae. The transcript is spliced from 5 exons.
AUGAGCUCCCCUCUAGUAGCCAUAGUCACUGGCGCUAACCGUGGCAUCGGGCGUGCCAUCUGCGUUGCCCUGAUUCAGCAGUUUUCAGGCCCUUUGGUUCUGUACACAGCCUCUCGUGCAGGGGUUUCUAUUGACUUGGCCGGACUUUCUAUCCCGCCAACCGUGCAAGUUCGACCUGCUCAGCUGUCCCUCACCGACCAGGCUAGUAUCACGGCCCUCAGCAUGAUGGUCGCCAACGAGCACAAGGGGUGCGAUAUUCUGAUCAACAAUGCCGCAAUUUACUAUUUUCAGGAGAACAUCACCGCAUCACAGCUUCAGGAAACUCUCGACGUUAACUAUCGUGGCACCCUAAAUGUCUGCCAAGCCUUCUUACCAAUCAUGCGCAAGAAUGGCCGCAUCGUCAAUGUCUCCUCCCUAGCCAGCCAGCUCAAGCACUUCCACCCUCGUUUGCAGGCACGAUUUCUGAAACCAAACCUCACCUUCACCGAGCUAAACGUCCUGGUCGACGAGUACAGUCGCUUCCCAGAUCAGCACACUGCGGCUGCAUCGGGCUGGCCCCUCUUAGCCUACUUUACAAGCAAAGCCGCUUUGAACGCCGCAACACGGAUUCUGGCUCGUGAAAACCCUCACCUGCUGAUUAACUGCUGCUGUCCAGGGUGGGUGGAUACAACGCUGGGUGCUCAAGCAGGUAAGCCACCCAAGUCUGUUGAGGAAGGAGCGAGAAUCCCACUGCGACUCGCGAUUGGUGACAUCGGGCAGGUCAGUGGGAGGUACUGGGCGAAUGAAACAUCGGCGAGUGCAGGCAGUGGAAAUAUUCAGGAUUGGUAG